AUGGCCGGAAGAAAUGCCAUAAAUAAACCAAAGAUUAAAAUGUUGGCCCAUAGUCAUGCCAAAUCGCUAAGCAGAAAGAGAUCUCUCAGGAAUACAGUCCAAACAAAAUCAUCCACGUCACGCUACGCUCCAAGAGGGUCUACAGCUCCAAGGCCAACUGAUUCAAAGGCUGUUGCUUUAUAUACGGGAGAAACACCAGCAUCAAGCUCAGUAAUGACUACAAAUACAUUAUCCAAGAAAAGGGCGAAAAAGAUUGCUAGAAAUCACAAGUACCUCACCAAGAAACAAGAAGGGGAUAUUCUGAUGAGUAUUGACAAUGACUUGAAAAACACGAAAUUGGAACAGGCUAAGAAAGCUUUGUGGAGCUUGAUAGAACUGCGUGAAAAGAAUGGCCCAGUGGUAGUUGCUGAUGCCGAGGGGACUACCUUGGGAAUCCAGUCGUUUUGA
Lodderomyces orthopsilosis Co 90-125 is the source of this 447-nucleotide messenger RNA. RefSeq lists its product as uncharacterized. The transcript has a single exon. The record is from RefSeq and is a predicted model, not a curated record. The coding region runs from base 1 to 447 and encodes 148 amino acids. NCBI's taxonomy places the organism in Eukaryota, Fungi, Ascomycota, Pichiomycetes, Serinales, Debaryomycetaceae.